Oncorhynchus nerka (sockeye salmon) is the source of this 3597-nucleotide messenger RNA. Its product is annotated as potassium voltage-gated channel subfamily D member 3-like. Gene Ontology annotation, molecular function: A-type (transient outward) potassium channel activity. NCBI's taxonomy places the organism in Eukaryota, Metazoa, Chordata, Actinopteri, Salmoniformes, Salmonidae. Gene Ontology annotation, biological process: potassium ion export across plasma membrane. The transcript has 4 exons. Gene Ontology annotation, cellular component: postsynaptic membrane; dendritic spine; neuronal cell body. Bases 4 to 678 code for a protein of 224 amino acids. The record is from RefSeq and is a predicted model, not a curated record.
GACAUGGUGCCCAAGACGAUCGCAGGGAAGAUCUUUGGUUCUAUCUGUUCUCUGAGCGGGGUGCUGGUAAUCGCCCUGCCCGUUCCCGUCAUCGUGUCCAACUUUAGCCGCAUCUAUCACCAGAACCAGAGAGCUGACAAACGGCGUGCUCAGAAAGUACAGAAAGCCAGACUGGCCAGGAUAAGAAUAGCCCAGGCGGGCAGCUCCUGCACGGGAUUCCUUCAGAGCAAACGCAACGACCUCCUCAACGACCUGCUGGAGCUCACGGGCUCAGACGAUGAGGAACUGCUGCUCAGCAAGAGCAUGUCAUUAUUAGAGAGUCAACACCACCAUCUAUUGCACUGUCUGGAGAAGACCACUGCCCAUGAGUUUAUGGAUGAGCAGCUGUAUGAACAGAACUGUCUGGAGACCACGGUCCAGAGCUACACCUCCCGUAGCCCCUCCCUCUCCAGCCAGGACAGGCCCAUAGGCACCUGCUGUACCCGCCGGGUGAAGAGGAGCUCCCCCCUGCCCAACUCCAGCAUGCCCCUCCAGCCCAGCCAUCAGCAUGGGCCGCUACAGGAGCUCAGCGCCCUCCGCAUCCAGUGCGGGGACAAGCUACCCCCCACCACCAGGUUAGAGACUGCAGGCAGCCAGGCACAGGGAGACAGGUUGAAUACGCUCUUGGCAUCUUUUUAGAGUUAUCCAAAGUGUUUGACACGGUUGAUCAUGGAAAUAUUACUUUAGAAAUUGCAUUAUUACGGUUUUCAUGAUUAUACAUAUAAUUGGAUAUAUAGUUAUGUUUAUUAUAGAGAACAAUUUGUUUAGGCAAAUGGCUGUGCAUCUACCCAUGUUCAAGAUAUCCUUGGGGGGGGGGGUCAUUUCGAUUCCUAAGAUAUAUCAAUGACCUUGCUGCUGUGUCUCCUACGCUACUUUACAUUCUCUUUUCUGAUGAUACCAAUUUGAUUUUAUCACAUAACCAUUUUUAUUCACUAAUUAAUGAAGCCAACUCAGGUAUGGCCACAUUUUCUGAAUGGUUCCAGAUAAACAGAUUAUCUUUAAAUGUUAAAAAGAAAGUCCUACUUUAUUGUAUUCACUAGUAAGAAUAAGAAAUAAAACAUUAUUUUUAAAGAAUGAAAUAGAACAAGUCACAUCCACUAGAGUUCUAAGUGAUGAAAAAUGAUCAUGGAAAGAUCAUAUUCAAUUUGUCAGUAGCAAAGUGAUGAAAUCUGUUGGUAUCAUCAGAAAGAUUAGUGGUUUGGUACAUCAGGCUUGCUUCCUAACUCUAUACUUUUGCUUAAUUUACCCAUCUCUCAUUUACUGUAAUAUUGUCUGGGCCAGCACAUUUGUUUUGUAUGUAUUGUACGUACCUGCACACCGUUUUACCAGUUUUUUAUCUGUACUGUUUUGUCUUUCACUUCUUUUCUUUGGUGUGAAUAAAUACAACCUAAACCCUAUCCAUUGCAGGUUGUAUCCAAUCCAAGUUUCUUCUCCUUAGGCACAGGUCUACAAUCAACUUUAACUGGACUAAGCUGAUCUUAAAUCAUGGUGCAACUUCAUCAUACUCUGCACAGACAUGCGUCAUGCACACAUGGAGUCCCCAUAGAAAACACUAGAUGGCGGUGUAGGGUUGUAUCUAGCACUUUUAUUACAAGUAGUUGGGCCAUUUGUAAAAUUACAGUACUUUUACAGUCUUAUUCCACCCUCUCCCUCUGUCUGUCUGUCUUUCUCUCUCUAUCUUUCUUACUCUGUCUUUCUCUCUCUAUCUUUCUUACUCUGUCUUUCUCUCUCUCUCUUGCUCUCUAUACUCUCUGUCUCUAUCUCAGUCGCUCUAGUCUCAACAUGAAGACAGACGAGGUGGGUCUGUUCAACUGCAAGGGCGGUCAGAUCACCACGGCGAUCAUCAGCAUCCCCACGCCCUACUCUGCCACCCCGGACGGGGACGGUCUUCACGGACCCCCCCAGCGCAGACCCCCCCCUCCCCCCACCGGCCCAGAGGCCGCCAGUAUUAACACCACAGCCAGCUCCACUGUCUUCAAAGUGUCCGCUCUGUGACUGUGUGACUGACCCACUCGACAGACUGACUGAGCAGGAGGAGAGGUGAAGAGAGGCUUUCACUAGAACUCUACCUUGAAGGACCCCUGUCGCCCGUUUCAGAGAUAGAGAAAUGGGAGAGAACUCCCCGUGUACCAAGGAGUAUACAGCCUUUUAGGCAGCAAGGGGAUAGGCUAUACUGAGUGAAAUGCUGCACGGCAGCUGAUGGUAGAGUAGGCUACGAUAUGCGCAUUUUCCUAAAACGGGCCAGUAUGUGUGCAUUUUGGGAAUAUGACAGGACAAAGGAAGUCACUGUGUCUUUGUGCACUUCGCACCUACAUAUUAUUGUUUUGAUCUGCCUACAGCUAAACCCUGAAUGUCUGAAAGAUGAGGAUGAAGACACCUAUCAAUGUUUUAACUUUAGGUUGUCAGGUCUUCUUUAUGUUUUGUGUUGUCUUAUCUAUUUUGUGUGUGUGUGUGUGUGUGUGUGUGUGUGUGUGUGUGUGUGUGUGUGUGUGUGUGUGUGUGUGUGUGUGUGUGUGUGUGUGUGUGUGUGUGUGUGUGAUACUUUUAUGAAAUGUUCAUAUUUUAGUGGGUUAUAACCUUACAUUUCCAUCUAUCCACAAUGUCCUUAAAAUCUAAACAACAUAAAUGCCUACUAGUACUCUGACAAAUGUUCCAUCAGACACGCUACAGUAUUGCUGCUUUCCCAAAUCUGUCUCUCUCUCUCGCUAUUUCUCUGUCUCUCUCUCUCCCUUGCUCUCACUCUCUGUCUCUCAAUUUCAAUUUAAGGGGCGUUAUUGGCAUGGGAAACAUAUGUUUACAUUGCCAAAGCAAGUGAAAUGGAUAAACAAACGUGAAAUAAACAAUAAAAAGUGAACAGUAAAUAUUACACUUACACAAGUUCUCUCUCUCUCUCUGUCUCUCUCUCUGUCUCUCACUAUCGCUCCCUCUAUCGCUCUCUCUAUAUCUCUCUCUCCCUCGCUCUAUCUCUGUCUCUCUCUCUUUCUCUUCCAAACCGUCUUCAUGUUUAAGACUUUAGCAGUUUAGUUGUUGUUGUUUCAGUUCAGUGGAAGACAGUAUAAUCACCAUGGCAACGAUGACUGUCCAUGUCAAUGCCCUACUGUGAUGUGAACAGGCCUCCUCUACAUGUUACAUUAACUGUUGUCCGUUGGAGUUCCAUGCUCUAGGUGCCUGGUGUUUUGGAAUAGCUUGUGACUACUUGCCAAGAUGUGCUACAGUAAAAUUAUAACAGAUAAACAAGUAUUUUGUUUUCAUUUUUUUGUGUAAAUUAUUAUUUUACUCUGUAGGUUUUUGAAUAAUGAAAAUGAAAAUACCAUGUUGCAUUCAAGGUAUCUGUAUGUUUUUGUAUUGACUUUGUGUACUCAGCCAUGUGGUAGACAGAGGUAAGGACAUACUGUCAUAAAAUCGCCACCUAAUCCAUUGUUGUGAGUCAAUAUGUAAUGUGGAUGUUAAAAAUAGAUGUUUUAACAUGUUGACCAUGUCAAGUGAAAAGAUGAGUAAAGUUCAUAUCAAUGGGUUACUACAAACACCUAUCUAUUGGAGGGUGGUUCUUAACAAUCC